CGGAAACACGGAGCCGCUCGCGCCCAAGUCUUUGGAAUCUAACCUCUUUCAUUUCCCCCAUCCCAACGAAAAGUACCCAACCACACCACACUCUCCCCUGUGAACGCACCCACCCACUACCAAUCUAACCCAACACUUGAGUUUGAUUUCAACCCUUUUUCCCUUUAAAACCCUCCUAAAUCUCUCCCUCUGGUACAUCCCCUCUCUCUGUGCCAACCCAUUUCUAUUUGGCCAUUUUUAUUUGCUUUCUUGUUUCUUGUAAUCUUGGUAACAGUCAACUAGAGAGCCAGCCAGCCAACUCUGAGAAGUUUUGAGUGGGAUUCAUGCUAACAUAGGGUUGAGCCAUGAGUUGUAACGGGUGCCGAGUCUUACGAAAAGGAUGCAGCGAGUCUUGUAUUUUACGUCCUUGCCUGCAAUGGAUCGAGAGUCCUGAAGCGCAAGGCAACGCUACUGUUUUUGUUGCCAAGUUUUUUGGUCGUGCGGGGCUCAUGUCUUUCAUUUCCGCUGUUCCAGAAUCUCAACGUCCUGCUUUAUUCCAAUCACUGUUGUUCGAAGCUUGUGGGAGAACAGUGAAUCCUGUCAACGGAGCUGUUGGGCUUUUAUGGACAGGAAACUGGCAUGUUUGUCAAGCGGCAGUUGACACUGUCCUACGAGGGGGAGUUCUGCGGGCGAUGCCUGAACUUGUGGCUCCGACACCAACAUCCGAUGAAGCAUCCGAAGCUACAUGUGCGAACAUGUGGAAGUUGCAAGAAACAGCAACGAAUCUGAACUCAAACUGUCGGUUUUCCAAUUCAAGAUCUAAGGUUUCACCUAAGCGUAAAAGAAUUCAAGAAUUCAAGAAAUUACAGCCGUCCGAUCUGGAUCUUUGCUUGACUCCAAGCUUUACAGGAAAGCGAGUGCCGGAUAACAGACGAUCGGAGACUCCGUCUAUGAACUCGGAGGAAUCUGUCACAACAACGUGCUUCGAAAGUGGGUUUACAGAUCAACAAGGACAAGAAGUAGGAGCAGAUAAAAAGUUAUUAAACUUGUUUGGUUGAAGAGAAAAAGAGCUUUUUCUAGUGAAUCUAACGUUCAAAUGAUCUAGUUCGCUGUAAUAUUCUUCUUUUCUACCACAACCAUUUCUUUUUUCUUUUGGUGAGAUUUUAGAUCAUUUUUGGCCUAUUUCUAGGAAGGGUUUUCCGGGAAUGACUUUUCCGGCGAGUUUUUGUGAAUUACCGGCACAGGAUUUCUCUCUUUUUUCUUUUUAAUGCGUUAAAACUGUGAAAGAGAGGAAAAUGAGUUUGUCGGUGAUCCUUAAAAUCAUCCUUUCUUUCUGUUACUUUCUUUGUAAUCUUCUUCUUCUUCUUCAUCAUCUCUGUGUUUUGCCAUGCCUGUAUGACAUGAAUAAAUCAAACUUAUUUUUCUACAAAUUUCUCAAUUUAUGAUCUUGGAUGCUAUAGUUUUUGAAGAAUUUUAUUUGAUUGGUCAUAAAAUGAGUAUACCCUACUAUAUAUCUAACCUGAAUCAUCAUCCACUUCACCAACCAUUG
Molecule: messenger RNA, 1528 nt
Organism: Durio zibethinus
Lineage: Eukaryota; Viridiplantae; Streptophyta; Magnoliopsida; Malvales; Malvaceae
Product: LOB domain-containing protein 38-like
Biological process (GO): regulation of gene expression
Source: RefSeq, a predicted model, not a curated record